AUGGAAGUGCAAGAGCGCGCACCGGACGCGGUGACGGGCCUGCUCCCCGCCAGCGCCGACCACCGGGAUGCCUGGGUGCGGGACAACGUCUACAGCAUCCUGGCCGUCUGGGGGCUGGGCCUGGCCUACCGCAAGAACGCCGACCGCGACGAGGACAAGGCCAAGGCCUACGAGCUGGAGCAGAGUGUGGUGAAGCUGAUGCGGGGGCUGCUCCAGUGCAUGAUGAGACAGGUGGACAAGGUGGAGGCGUUCAAGUACAGCCAGAGCACCAAGGACUGCCUGCAUGCCAAGUACAACACUCACACCUGUGCCACCGUGGUGGGGGACCAUGAGUGGGGUCACCUACAGAUGGAUGCCACCUCCCUCUACCUGCUCAUGCUGGCGCAAAUGACGGCCUCAGGCCUCCACAUAAUUCACAGCCUGGAUGAAGUCAACUUUAUCCAGAACCUCGUGUUCUACAUUGAAGCAGCCUACAAAACCGCGGACUUCGGGAUAUGGGAGCGUGGGGACAAGACGAACCAGGGCAUCACCGAGUUGAAUGCUAGCUCUGUCGGCAUGGCCAAGGCUGCCCUGGAGGCACUGGAUGAGCUGGAUCUCUUUGGAGCAAAAGGAGGCCCGCAGUCGGUGAUACGGGUGCUGUCGGACGAGGUGCAGCACUGCCAGUCCAUCCUCCACUCGAUGCUGCCCAGGGCCUCCACGUCCAAGGAGGUGGAUGCCAGCGUCCUCUCUGUCAUCUCCUACCCAGCAUUCGCUGUGGAGGACAGCGAGCUGGUGGAAAUCACCAAGCAAGAGAUCAUCACGAAGCUGCAGGGCCGCUACGGCUGCUGCCGUUUCCUCCGGGAUGGAUACAGGACCCCCAAAGAGGACCCCAACCGCCUCUACUACGAACCUGCUGAGCUGAAGCUGUUUGAGAACAUCGAGUGCGAGUGGCCUCUCUUCUGGGCGUACUUGAUCAUUGAUGGGAUUUUCAGUGGAAACAUGGAGCAGGUGCAGGAGUACCGGGAGGCCCUUGAGGGGGUCCUCAUCAAGGGGAAGAAUGGGGUGCACCUGAUGCCAGAACUGUACAGCGUCCCGUUGGAUAAGGUGGAUGAGGAGUACAGGAACCCCCACACUGUGGACAGGAUACCCAUGGGCAAGCUGCCACUCAUGUGGGGGCAGUCGCUCUACAUCCUGGGCUGCCUGAUGGCUGAGGGGUUUCUGGCUCCUGGUGAAAUAGAUCCCCUCAACCGCCGGUUUGCGACUGUCCCCAAGCCCGAUGUGGUGGUCCAAGUGUGCAUCCUGGCAGAGACGGAGGGGAUCAAGGCUGUCCUGAGGAAGGAGGACAUCGACGUGGAGACUGUGGCAGAUGUCUACCCCAUCAGAGUGCAGCCUGCUCGCAUCCUCAGCCACAUCUACGCCCGGCUGGGCCGCAACAAGCAGAUGUGCCUGACGGGACGGCCCUACCGGCACAUGGGCGUCCUUGGGACCUCCAAGCUCUACAACAUCAGGAAGAACAUCUUUACCUUUACCCCGCAGUUCAUAGACCAGCAGCAGUUCUACUUGGCUCUCGACAACAAGAUGAUUGUGGAGAUGCUGAGGACGGACCUCUCAUACCUCUGCAGCCGUUGGAGGAUGACUGGGCAGCCAACCAUCACUUUCCCCAUCUCCCACACCAUGCUCGAUGAAACCGGCAGCAGCGUGCACCCCACAGUGCUGGCAACACUGCGGAAGCUGCAGGACGGGUAUUUCGGUGGCGCAAGGAUCCAGACGGGUAAGUUGUCGGAGUUCCUGACAACGUCAUGCCGAACGCACCUCAGCUUUAUGGACCCUGGGCCAGAGGCGGACACGUACGAUGAGGUUGCUCAGUACUUGGACCACCUGCUGCAGCGCACGGUUCCGCAGUCAAACCUCCCUCCCACCGCCCAGCGGGGAGGGCUGAGCCGCUUCCGGGCUGCUGUCCACACCACCCGUGACCUCAUGUCCCUGGCAUCCAAGGCCAAGGACCUUCAUGUCCAGAAUGUUGGGCUGUAUGUCCCCAGCAAGAUCUUCCAGGCAUCCCAGCAGUCGGUCAAGCUGCUGAGUUCACCCCACCAGCAUGAAGUGGAUGGCAAGAGCCACGCACUCCAUGCAGAGAUGAACCUGCCCCGUGAUGAGGACGGCAACGUGGACUGCAAGGCACUGGUGGACCAGCUGCGCAUCUGCCCCACGCUGCAGGAGCAAGCGGACAUCCUCUACAUGCUCCACAUACUCAAGGGGCCUGAGUGGCACACGGGGCUUGAUAGUGAGCCUGGCCCCACUGUCAAGGAGCUUCUCACUGAGCUGUACGUGCGGGUGGGGAACACACGCCAGUGGGCCCUGAUCCGCUACAUCUCUGGCAUCCUCAAGAAGAAGGUGGAAGCUCUGGAUGAGGCCUGCACUGCCCUCCUGUCUCACCAGAAGCACUUGACGGUGGGGCUGCCCCCGGAGCCACGCGAGAAGACUAUCUCUGCCCCAAUCCCCUAUGAGGAGCUUGUUCGCCUCAUUGAUGAAGCCAGCGAGAAGAACCUCAGUGUGUCCAUCCUCACCCAGGAGAUCAUGGUGUACUUGGCCAUGUACAUACGUACACAGCCCGCACUCUUCGCUGAGAUGUUCCGCAUCCGCAUAGGGCUCAUCAUCCAGGUGAUGGCAACGGAGCUGGCGCACUCCCUGCGCUGCUCGGCUGGAGAAGCCACCGAGAACCUGAUGAAUCUCAGCCCGUCAGACAUGAAGAGCCUCCUCUACCACAUCCUCUCCGGCAAGGAGUUUGGGGUAGAAAGGAGCGUGCGAUCAGUCGACUCGUCGGUCACCACCGCUAUCUCCAUCUGUGAGGUGGGGGCUGUUGGGGCCACCAAGCCUGAGCGUGCCGGCAUCGUCAAGCUGAAAAGUGAGAUCAAACAGCAACUGGAUAAACGUAGGCAGUCUCUGACUGGGAGUAAGCCCCUCAGCUUGCAGUCCGGGGACGCCGACCUGAAGUCCUCUCUGUCCACUGGGCACUCGGAGCUGCUGGGCAAGGGCUCCUUUUCAAGCAUGCUGGAAGACCAGGGCACUAAGGACAGCCGUCAGGGCCAGUGGCAGCGGAGACGGCGGCUGGAUGGGGCCCUCAACCGUGUCCCUGUGGGCUUCUACCAGAAGGUCUGGAAGGUCCUGCAGAAGUGCCAUGGCCUCUCCGUGGAGGGCUCUGUUCUCCCCUCUUCAACAACCAGAGAGAUGACCCCAGGGGAAAUAAAGUUUGCAGUGCAUGUGGAGUCGGUCCUCAACCGCGUGCCCCAGCCAGAGUACAGGCAGCUGCUGGUGGAGGCUAUCUUAGUGCUCACCAUGCUGGUGGACAUGGAGGUGCACACCAUCGGCGGCAUCAUAGCUGUAGAAAAGAUCUUGCAGAUGGCCAAUGACCUCUUCUAUGAGGAGCAGAAAGCCCUGGGCGCUGACGACCACAUGCUGGAAAGGGAUCCCACGACGGGCAUCUGCAGCCUGCUGUACGACAGCGCACCGAGCGGUCGGUUUGGCACCAUGACCUACCUGUCCAAGUCGGUGGCCAUGUACGUGUACGACUUCCUGCCCACCGAUGGCUGCUCCAUGCAGUAGCUCUCGCAGCUCCUCUCCCC
Molecule: messenger RNA, 3599 nt
Organism: Nipponia nippon (crested ibis)
Lineage: Eukaryota; Metazoa; Chordata; Aves; Pelecaniformes; Threskiornithidae
Source: RefSeq, a predicted model, not a curated record